Messenger RNA from Astyanax mexicanus (Mexican tetra), 569 nucleotides. RefSeq names its product C-C motif chemokine 18. Gene Ontology annotation, cellular component: extracellular region. The record is from RefSeq and is a predicted model, not a curated record. Gene Ontology annotation, molecular function: chemokine activity. Lineage: Eukaryota; Metazoa; Chordata; Actinopteri; Characiformes; Acestrorhamphidae. The transcript is spliced from 3 exons. Bases 267 to 512 code for a protein of 81 amino acids. Gene Ontology annotation, biological process: immune response.
UGGAAAGAAACUGCACUUGCACAGUUGUCCAGCAUUACUGACCAAAAGUUUGUGAAAUAUAGCACGUUUUUGUGUGUGUGUGUAAAUAAGCAAUCCUUUAAAUCCUGUAAAUCCUGGACAUUUGGGCCACCGUAGGUACGUGAUGUUGGACUCACGCGAGACCGGAGUUCCCAGAAAGUUGGUGAAAAUAAAGUAAACGGAACAGACGCGGGGCUGAAGUCCGUGACUUUAAUAACAAGAGAAGAAAACACUCCAGACCUGAAGAGAUGAAGAAGAUAAGCUGUGUGUGUGCGGUCCUGGGGCUGGUUCUGCUGAUAGCAGUCUCCUCAGUAUCCCGCACUGAAGACUCCAAUCACCCGACUCUGUGCUGUUUCAACUUUGUGAAAUUUAAAAUUCCACUCAAAAAUAUCCUUACAGUUGAAAAGACUAGUUCCGCCUGCCCGAUCCCUGGCUAUGUGGUUACAACCCCUCGGGGCAAGUUCUGCAAGCAGGAAGAUGUUCUUCUAGAUUAGAUUCAGUGCAGCUGCUUCUACACCACUAAUCUGCAGCUCAAAGUGCAGCUAAAAUAC